Messenger RNA from Rosa rugosa (rugosa rose), 2764 nucleotides. Its product is annotated as probable LRR receptor-like serine/threonine-protein kinase At4g37250. Gene Ontology annotation, biological process: protein phosphorylation. The transcript is spliced from 2 exons. NCBI's taxonomy places the organism in Eukaryota, Viridiplantae, Streptophyta, Magnoliopsida, Rosales, Rosaceae. Bases 327 to 2684 code for a protein of 785 amino acids. Gene Ontology annotation, molecular function: ATP binding; protein binding; protein kinase activity. The record is from RefSeq and is a predicted model, not a curated record.
AUUCGCCUCAUCCCUUUCUUUGUUUCUUAAAUGAGAGCAGCGCAGAGAGAGCGAGAGAGAGAGAGAGAGAAGCAACAAAACAAAACAAAACAAAACAAGAAGGCUGAGUGCAUUUAAUCAUUUCUCAGAGCCUUAAUUUAUAUAUCUUUCAGCUGCCGCAGAUCACCUCCAUAAUUUACAGAGCAUUUUGGUACCAAAGCUAGCUGUAGUAGCCUUUUCACAUGGCCUCUCUUACUCCUCACUUACUCUCUCUCUGUUCUUCUUCUUCUUCUUCUUCAGGGGAGAGAUGUGGGUUAUGAUUAUGAACCACACACUCCACAAAAACCAUGACCUCCCUAAACCCCACUCCUCUUCUUCUUCUUCUACUUCUAACUCUUCUAGCUCAAUGCUCUUCUGGGCUCGACACAGACGGUCUUCUUCUCCUCUCCUUCAAACUCUCUAUCCUCCAAGACCCUCAGCGAGUUCUUCAAACUUGGAACCCCUACGAUACAACACCAUGUUCAUGGCGAGGUGUGACCUGCGCCACAAUUCUCACUCCUCCUGAGAAUAUCUUCUACCCUAGAGUCAUAGGCCUAGCUCUGCCCAGCUCUGCGCUUGUGGGUUCGAUCCCUGCCAAUCUUGGCAUGAUCGAACACCUUCAAAGCCUCAAUCUUUCCGACAAUUCCCUCAAUGGGUCUCUUCCACUGUCUCUGUUCAACGCAACCGAGCUUCAAGUUUUGGACUUGGCAUUCAAUCGAAUACUUGGUCCGCUACCCGAAACCAUUUCAGGGCCCAAAAAACUCCAGCUUCUUAACCUCUCUGAUAAUGCCUUGGAGGGGAAGAUACCCAGUAAUCUUGCUUCUCUGAGCAACUUGACUGUGAUUUCUCUCAAGAACAAUUACUUCUCCGGCGAAAUUCCGACUGGGUUUGCAGCCGUGGAGGUUUUGGAUCUGUCUUCGAAUCUGAUCAACGGAUCUCUGCCGUCGGAUUUCGGCGGCGACAGUCUCCGUUACUUUAACGUCUCCCACAACGGACUCUCCGGCGCAAUCCCAGCUAACUUCGCCGAGAAAAUUCCCGGUAAUGCGACCCUUGAUCUCUCCUUCAACAACCUCACCGGCGAAGUCCCGGAAUCUCCGGCUUUCUUGAACCAGGAAACGGCGGCGUUUCGCGGCAACCCUGAUCUGUGCGGCGAAGCAACCGAGAACAACCCGUGCCCUAUUCCUUCUUCACCUUCUUCCAAUGCACCCAAUUCUCCUCCGGCUUUUGCCGCAAUUCCCAGAACGAGAAAUUCCACCAACGCAGAUGAAACUUCGCCGGGAUCGUCGGAAAAAUCCCAAUCCGGGCUCAAAGCGGCGACAAUCGUCGGAAUCGUGGCCGGCGACAUUGCUGGGAUUGCAAUUAUCGCGAUGGUGUUCUUGUACAUGUACAGAUUGAGGAAGAAAAAGAAGGAGAAGGAGAAGACAACAAGCGGCGACGUCACUACGCUGAAGAAAGAGGCCAACCCAGUAGUGACGGAUUGGUCUUCUUCUUCAUCAGAAUCAAGAGGGUUCACGCGGUGGUCUUGCUUGAGAAACAAGAAGGGCGAACCAGAGGAGCAGAGCUCCGAUUCCAGCAGCUCUUACAGCGAAGAAGUUCAAACGGAGCAGAAUGGUCAGAAGGGUAGUGAGAGUAAACGGCAAACAGAGCAAGAACAGAGCAAAGGCGGCACAUUGGUGACCCUGGACGGCGAAAAGCAGCUAGAGCUCGAGACUCUGCUUAAAGCAUCAGCUUACAUUUUGGGUGCUACUGGUUCUAGUAUAAUGUACAAGGCGGUUUUGGAAGACGGGAGUAGUCUAGCGGUUCGGAGAAUUGGCGAGCAUAGUGUCGACCGGUUCAAGGAUUUCGAGAACCAAAUCCGGCUCGUAGCGAAAUUGGUCCACCCAAAUCUGGUUCGAGUUCGCGGGUUCUUUUGGGGAGUUGAUGAAAAGCUCAUCAUCUAUGAUUUCGUCCCAAAUGGCAGCCUCGCCAAUGCUCGUUACAGGAAGGUGGGCUCGUCGCCUUGUCAUCUACCAUGGGAAGCGAGGUUGAGGAUAGCCAAGGGGGUGGCCCGUGGGCUAGGGUACCUCCACGAGAAGAAGCACGUCCACGGGAAUCUCAAGCCCACCAACAUUCUCCUCGGCGCUGAUAUGGAGCCCAAAGUCGGUGAUUUUGGCCUCGAGAGGCUCUUGUCCGGUGAUACGAGCUACAAAAUAGGGAGCUCGACUAGGAAUUUCGGAAGCAAGAGGUCGACGGCUUCACGUGAUAGCUUUCAAGAUUUCGCGUUAGGGCCCAGUCCGGGCCCUAGUCCGAGCCCUAGCUCGAUGGGGACGUCGCCCUAUCAUGCGCCCGAGUCACUUCGGAGCCUCAAGCCCCACCCCAAGUGGGAUGUGUACUCAUUUGGGGUCAUAUUGCUUGAGUUGAUAACGGGAAAAGUUGUGGUUGUGGAUGAGUUGGGCCAGGGUCUUGGGCUAGCCGUCGAUGAUCCGAACCGCGCUUUUCGGAUGGCGGAUAUGGCGAUUAGAGGCGAGUUGGAGGGCAAAGAGGAACCCUUACUGGCUCUCUUCAAGUUAGGGUACAGUUGUGCAUCACCAGUUCCACAAAAGAGACCAGCAAUGAAAGAAGCCCUACAAGUUCUUGAGAAAUUUCCAUGUUCACCUUCAUCAUCAUAUUAUUAUGGCCACUUAUAAAUGUUUUGAACACUUAAUGUGUAGAGAGUUGUAUGUAUGAUUGACUAGUAGUUUUUCCUCUUCUUCUUCUUCUUCUUCUU